CUGAAGGAUGUGGACUGUCCCUUCCUGUUUCAGUGCCGAGAGAGCCACCGUACCGACUCACACUGGAGCAGGAACACCACCACAGGCGCCUGGAACGCGAUUAUGUCUGCGCGUUUGCCGCGGAGCCUCGUUUCCCACCGCGGUCCACGCAGGUUUCUGGUUUAGUGGGAGCUGUUAAUAUGUUAUUCCACGGCUGACUGGUAACACAGCGGGCCUGUUUACUGCGCUGCCAGCCCUUGUUUCCUUUGCCGUGUCAAUGAUUGUCCUCCCCUCACUCUCAUGGCGGAGACUAAAAUCAUAUACCAUAUAGACGAGGAGGAGACUCCUUAUCUGGUCAAACUGUGCGUCUCUCCAGAGAAAGUCACCUUAGCGGAUUUCAAAAAUGUCCUCAACAAUCGGCCCGUCAACAGCUACAAAUUCUUCUUCAAAUCCAUGGACCAGGAUUUUGGGGUGGUCAAAGAAGAGAUUUCGGAUGAUAAUGCCAAGCUGCCCUGCUUCAACGGGAGAGUAGUGUCCUGGCUGGUCCUGGCAGAGAGUGCCCACUCUGAUGGAGGAUCUCAGUGCACAGAGAGUCAUCCAGAACUGCCUCCUCCACUUGAGAGAACAGGAGGCAUCGGAGACUCGCGGCCCCCGUCCUUCCAUGCCAACGCGGUUAGCAGUCGAGAUGGCCUGGACACCGAGACGGGCACGGAGUCACUCCUGAGCCACCGCAGAGAGCGCGAGAGAGAGCGAGCGCGGAGGAGAGCGCGAGAAACUGAGCUCCCUCGCAUCAACGGUCACUCUAAAUCAGAGCGAACCGCAAGGGAUUCGGCCAUGGGUUACGACAGCGCCUCAGUAAUGAGCAGCGAGCUGGAGUCCAGCUCCUUUGUCGACAGUGAGGAAGAUGAGGAUGCAAGCAGGCUCAGCAGCUCCACAGAACAGAGCUCCUCUUCGCACCUGAUGCGCAGACACAAGCGGAGGAGACGGCGGCACAAGGUGGCCAAGAUAGACCGGUCGUCAUCUUUCAGCAGUAUCACAGACUCCACGAUGAGCCUCAACAUCAUCACAGUCACACUGAACAUGGAGAAGUACAACUUCCUGGGCAUCAGUAUUGUCGGUCAGAGUAACGACCGGGGUGAUGGAGGCAUCUACAUCGGCUCCAUCAUGAAGGGAGGAGCUGUGGCUGCUGACGGCAGAAUAGAACCCGGAGACAUGCUCCUCCAGGUGAAUGACGUAAACUUUGAAAACAUGAGCAAUGACGACGCAGUGAGGAUUCUACGAGAGAUCGUUUCCAAAACUGGUCCCAUUAGUCUUACUGUUGCCAAAUGUUGGGACCCGUCUCCACGGAGCUACUUCACCAUCCCUCGCGCUGAACCAGUGAGACCGAUUGACCCUGCGGCCUGGAUUUCACACACCACUGCCCUGACGGGACCUUAUCCACACUACGAGUUUGAUGACUUGCCUCUGUCUAUAAGUAAAACAGACAUGGCAACCAUUGUCAAGGUGAUGCAGUUGCCCGAUUCUGGCCUAGAGAUCCGAGACAGGAUGUGGUUGAAGAUCACGAUCGCCAACGCUGUCAUCGGUGCUGACGUGGUGGACUGGCUUUACUCCAGAGUAGAAGGAUUCAAGGACCGGAGGGAUGCAAGGAAGUACGCGAGCAGUCUGCUGAAACACGGCUACCUGAGACACACCGUUAACAAGAUCACCUUCUCCGAACAGUGCUACUAUACCUUUGGGGACCUCUGCCAAAACAUGGCAUCGCUGAAUUUAAACGAGGGAUCCAGUGGCGGAGUUUCUGAGCAGGACACUUUGGCACCGCUCCCUCCCACCAGCAACCCAUGGCCCCUGGGCGGGCAGCCAUUCCCCUACCCGCCUUUUCCCUCUGCACCCCCCAGCUUCCCGCCAGGAUACUCAGACCCAUGCCACAGUUUCCACAGUGGGAGCGCAGGAAGCCAGCACAGCGAGGGAAGCCGAAGCAGUGGAUCCAACCCCAGUGCAGGCAAAGGUCGACGCUCUUCCCCACAGGAGAAAGGUCACAGGUCCACAUGCAGUGAAUCGGAGCCCGCCAUCCGUGGAGGGCGGCGCGGCGACCGGUCGGCGAGCCAAAUCAGCCACCACAGCCAUGCCGUCUCCAGCCACAGUCACACCAGAUCAGGUCUCAGUCACAGUCAGUCCCACAGGAGCCACACCGUCUCACAGAACAGCCACCCGUCCUUCACCUACAGCCACGCCCCGUUUACGCAGCCAGGGCCAGGCUCCUGUGCCCACAGCGAGCGAAGCCACGCCUCCUCCUACGGCCCCCCAGGUUUGCCUCCUCCUUACUGUCUGGCUCGCCUGGCCCCCAAGACCUCAUUCAGCAGCAGCACGCCGCCUGGAGCCCCUCCUGGGAGAGAGUUAGCCGCCGUUCCUCCAGAGCUCACCGCUAGUCGUCAGUCCUUCCAGCAUGCAAUGGGCAAUCCCUGUGAGUUCUUUGUUGACAUCAUGUGACAGGACAGUGCCUUUAAAACUCAUUGAGCACAAAAUAAUUCUCUGACCCACUCCCUUUCUCUCUCUUUCCUCUCAAUCUUUUGCCUCUGACCAUCUGUUAGUUUCAGAAUGCGGACACUGACAAGCCCUCUACCUAAACCCACCCCCUCCGCUAUCUGUCUGUCCCUCUGAUGUCCACACAAAGGAUUACAGGCAGCAAGGGCACAGCAGAAGGGCGUCCUGUCACAGAUGCAAACACGGGUCCUCUGUGACUGAAAAUCGGCUUUUGUAUUGAUGUGACAUGUACAGUUUGUGAACCGUGAAUGGUAUUCAAUGUGGUGAUUCUUUAAAGUUGCCAUGCGGACGUUUUUUUUUUUUCCCCCCGGGAGUGUGUACUUGAUGUAGGAUCUUUUCUGUUCUGCAAGACCUUUAAGCUGACUGGGCCUGGAACUCAAUCCCCCAGACCGAUACCUUCAGCCUGCACUUAGGAACUUUUUUUUUCUGGGCCUAGAAUCUGGAUAACGGAUCUCAAGAAUUAAAUCUGUGCAUACUGAUAAAAAAGAAAAAGAAAAAUUAGCUUGUUGCACCAAACAUGUGGCCCCAAUUCUCUCUAAGCUCUUACCUGCCAAUUCACAGAGAGUGGAUUUCUUCAGUUUCAUAAAAGGAGGCCCUGAAGUCAGCCGAUAGUCUAACUAGGCUGCAUAUUGCAUGAUUGUCUCAACUGCUUUAAAGAAAAGAAAUUUUAUUACUACAUUUUUGUUUAAAGUAUUACCAUGACUGGGAAGGGGAGGGGUUAUCUCUUGCCAAUGUUCUAAAGGAAGAAUCUGUACACUGGAUGAUUAUUUUGUGAUGUUAUUUAUGCGCAUUAAUGGUGUCAUACAUUGGCUGACUGACAGACAAUCAGACAUCACCCUUUUGUGAAUCGGAGGCCGGCGUCCGCUGUCCUCGCCGCACUUUGUCGAAUGUAUGUUGAUUCCCGUCAGUGAUUGAAACCCUGACACUCCUAACAGUUUGCUUCAAACAGUUAAACUAAAAAAAAAAAUUUAAUCUAAUCAAGUCACAGACAGGAUUGCAAACAGUGGGAAAAAAAAACAAAAAAAAAAAACG
Messenger RNA from Solea senegalensis (Senegalese sole), 3552 nucleotides. RefSeq names its product dishevelled segment polarity protein 1a (gene dvl1a). The transcript is spliced from 15 exons. Gene Ontology annotation, molecular function: frizzled binding. Gene Ontology annotation, cellular component: cytosol. Bases 280 to 2466 code for a protein of 728 amino acids. The record is from RefSeq and is a predicted model, not a curated record. Gene Ontology annotation, biological process: canonical Wnt signaling pathway; intracellular signal transduction. NCBI's taxonomy places the organism in Eukaryota, Metazoa, Chordata, Actinopteri, Pleuronectiformes, Soleidae.